AUGGGCACGCGACGUCAAAAUCAUUCCUGCGACCAGUGCAGGAAGUCGAAAAGAGCCUGCGACGCGCCCAGCUUCAAUCGCGACCGGUCCGCAGCCGGUCCCCCUCAUGGUCCCGGCAUUACAAAUAUCGUCGCCCCCGAACCGUGUUCCUACUGUCUCAAGACGCGAAAAACCUGCACCCUCGACUGGGCUAUCCGGCUGCACCGGCAAACACACUCGCGCUUCUCUCGGGUCCAACCCAAAAACGCCCCCAAGGAUUCGAACGCGAGGAGUAACGAUACAAAGAAUGGAGCAGAAACUGCGUCACGAGGUGCUGUUCAUCUUCCCCACGAUGGUUUCGUACUCAACGCACCCAUCCAUCAGCGCGGCAUAUUCCAUGAUGCUCCCGUCCCCGACGCAGGAAACUUCGUGACAUGGCCCGAAAGCAACCUGCCGGACCCCCCGGCCUUUGAUCACUCCUUUAGUCUACCGCCAGACCAACAUACCGCCUUGGUAAGCAGCCUGUCCUCGGACGCGCUGGCUGAACCCUCGGCCGACCUGAGUCGACUGUCCCAAGGUCUGUCAAAUGCGUCAAACAAUACAACCGGCGAAGACAGCGUUAGCGAUGUCUACGAUAUCACCUGGGACUCACGGCACACUUCUGUCACUGGACAUGGCGCCAGGUCCAUCACAUCGUCCACCAGAUCAGACCGGACUCCACCCCGGAGUGAUGGCUCAGGAUGGUCUGGCUACCGACGUGGCUCAAACAAUUGGAGCUGUCAUAGCCAGUCUCUCUCACCGUACUCUCCCAACCAAGCCAUUCCCGCCCAAUCCAUCAACCAUUUCAUAUCUACCGGCCUCCUCAAGAUAUACCACGACGUUCUUGAGAACAACCUCACAUGCUGGGUUACAGAGACCACAUGUCCUUACAAGACGCGCGACCUGACAGUCUACGCUCCGAGUCCCUCGGAUGCUACCAACGAAUGGGGCCCCAGCUGGUCCAACCGCAUCUAUGCCAGGACGUUACAACUGGAUAAGGUGGCCUUGACGAAUCGCAUGAUUCACCUGACACAUUCCGAGAAUCAAGCUGUCACGAGGGCACUCAACCUCUGCAUUGCCGCCUUUGCCUCUCAAUGGGCCCAAGGCAGUCGGCGGCAGUCAGAGACGUAUCAUGUCGGCAGCGACUUUGGUGAAUCGCCCGGUCCUACGCCAACGGAGGAGUUUGAUCGAAACAUCCAACGGCAGUUGUGGGAACAGGCCCGCGAGUCGCUCCAGAGGCUCUCUGACGUCGAGUGCUUCAGGAUGGCGGCUGCUGAGUUCAUCUUUGGGUUGACUCAAAAGCCAUUUGAUUCUCAUGACCAGCCUUUGGAACCAGCAAUUCCCGACGUGUUUGCUGGUGUCACCGGCGCUCAAGGGCUCAAGUCUCUGGUUAUGCACAACCUCGAUGAUCUGAUAUCUACUGAAGGCCCACCCAUCUACAUGGAGAGAGCGGCGCGGAAAAUGCAGGCCCUGAAAUCACGAGUCGACACAAUGCGUUACAAGUCGAGGCGAUCAGACAACAAGCCGAUGCUCAGUUACGAAGAUCAUGCAACCAUUGAUCUUCUCUACUGGCUUGCCGUCAUGUUUGACACAAUUUCUUCGUCAAUCAACGAUCGGCCAGUAGUUGUCAAUGAUGAGGAAAGCCAACACCACGCCUUCCCCGAGUCCAAUCGUUCGGUGGUAUCUCAGCUCAACGAAGGUACGACUAUUGGGAGAUGGGAUAUCGAGCUGUUCAUACAAGACAAUAUCCACGAACCAAAGAAGAUCCCACAGUGGCCAUGCUCCCACAACGAAGCAGCGGAUUCGAUAAUACGGUCUGCACCCAUCAAAGUGCUUUUCUUCCGACAGGUGUCCUAUCUGCAGAGCAUGGUUCGGAACAACACGAGGGGAAAGCCCCUCGAUGAUCUGAUCCACACCACCACCUGUGUCUACAGGUACUGGGAGAUGACAUACGGCCGAUUCUUCCGGGCAAUGGUCGACGAUAUCAACUUUGUGCCGAUCCGUAUCCAAGGCUGGUUCCUCUGCAUCUGGGCCCACUUCCUUCUCGCCUCGCUCAUUCUGGGUGACCUGAUCGAAUACGUGGAUACCAACAAGCUAGGCACUCCCUCGGGCACGCAGAGCCGUCUGGCGAUGAACACUGUCUCUACUAUCCGCAAUGACAGUGUUAGACAUCUCGCCGAUCUGGCGAGAAUCUCCACCCCGCACCCCGAAGACUCAAGCAGGAUGGCUCAGGUCGAUUUUCACCAUGCUGUCAAUGAGUCAGUGAUACUGACUGAACCAUGGACCAUAAUUCUCAUCAAAGCAUUCAGCUCGGCCGCAACCAUCCUUCUAGGCGUGGCGGAGGAGGCUAUCACCAAAGGUAGCGGCUUGGGGACCGGUGGUGAGGAGCUCGUGGCCGGGCUCCGGAUGGAAGAGGAGUGUAUCAAGGCACUCUGGAAUUUGGGAAAGAAGUCUGAUCUAUCACGAAAGACGGCCGAGGUUCUAUCCAUGGCAUUGAGCAGAUUGCACGCGUCUCUUGGCACAGGGUUCUAG
Messenger RNA from Geosmithia morbida, 2550 nucleotides. Its product is annotated as GAL4. Gene Ontology annotation, biological process: regulation of DNA-templated transcription. Bases 1 to 2550 code for a protein of 849 amino acids. Lineage: Eukaryota; Fungi; Ascomycota; Sordariomycetes; Hypocreales; Bionectriaceae. The transcript has 2 exons. The record is from RefSeq and is a predicted model, not a curated record. Gene Ontology annotation, molecular function: DNA-binding transcription factor activity, RNA polymerase II-specific; zinc ion binding.